AUGCUUCACAAUCUCCUAGCACAACUACUAGAUAAGCAAGUUGUAAUCGCCCGACACGGCAAACCUGUCAGCGCUUGCGUUUUAACCUACGAUUUUUUGUCUGAGAAGCACUAGUCCUCACGCGAAAGUAGGCGUCCUCCGCCCGGAUCAACGCUGUCUGCUAAAGAAGUGUCGGAAUUAAGAAAGGUCGGAAAGAAACCAAUCAAACAAAGAAGUCCAAACGCUGGAAAGCAUAACCAUAGGGAGCCGGAGCCAAAGGCGUGCAAUUUACAGGCACGCAUCGCUGACGUGAUUUCUGAGGUUGUAAUGGAGCAGGGGAAAUCCUCUUCAAACAAGAUGACUUGUAGUAGAGAAUUCUAUGAGAUCUUGCAAGUGGUUAGUGAGGAUUUCGUUUGGGAAAUGCUCCUGAAGGCUAAGGUGCUUGCCGAGAUGGAUGGGCGAAGAAAGGUCCUGCAGCAAGAUAUUCGUGCACUUCUAAUUCUAAGUGGCAAAUGA
This is a messenger RNA of Angiostrongylus costaricensis, 495 nucleotides long. The record is from the annotation of a GenBank genome assembly. NCBI's taxonomy places the organism in Eukaryota, Metazoa, Nematoda, Chromadorea, Rhabditida, Metastrongylidae.